AUGGGUGCCAAAUUAGCCGAACCAAAAAGCGAAUGUGACACGCAAUCGCUGACUGACAGUGUAACGGACUAUCCCGUGGAAAAUGGUAGACGGUAUCACAAGUACCAUGAAGGAGCCUAUCCAUACCCAAAUGAUGAGCAAGAGCUUGAUCGGCUUGACAUGCAACAUCACAUGUUUAAGUUGGUCAUGGGUGGCAAAUUAUACCAUGUCCCGCUUAAGGACCCUAAACAUAUUCUCGAUAUCGGCACUGGAUCUGGUAUCUGGCCGAUAGAAAUGGCGCCAUUAUUUCCAAAUGCUGCAAUCACAGGCACGGAUCUCUCCCCAGUUCAACCAACCGAGGUUCCAGAAAAUGUCCACUUCCUUGUUGACGAUGCGACUGAAGAGGAGUGGCUAUGGGAAGCGGAUCAUUUUGACUACAUUCACGUCGGACAUAUGACUGGCGCCAUGGAGUCUUUCAAGGGCCUACUACGGAAGGCAUUCACACACCUCAAACCGGGAUCAUACCUCGAAUGUCAUGAGAUGGAUCCCAAGCCAAAAUGCGACGAUGAUACCAUGCCACCUGAAAACCCGGACGGAUACAGCACAUAUGCUUUUCAUGACUGGUUUGACCUGAACAUGCGGGCUAGCCAGGAAGUUGAGCCCUUGCGGCAGUUUCGAAUAGCACCUCGGAUUGAACGGUGGAUGAAAGAGAUCGGCUUCAUCGACGUGGAACAGCAAGUCUUCAAAGUCCCGAUAAACAUGUGGCCAACCGAUGAGAAAAUGAAGGAUAUUGGGAAGUGGAGCGAAAGUAAUUGGCUAGAAGCGCUAGCUGGCUGGUCUUAUAAGCCCUUCCUCGGACUGGGUUGGUCUAAGAAUGAGAUCGAAGUGUUUCUCGUUGAUGUGAGGAAAAGCAUUCAAGACCGGAAUGUGCACGCUUACAUGGAUUUCUUCGUGAACCAGCAGCGGAGACUGCCAAAAGCCAUCUCCGUCUCAAGCACCUUCAAUCUAUCACAAUUCAUCGCGGUUCAAUUGGCUCGCGCAUGCCCCAAAUAG
Penicillium daleae is the source of this 1032-nucleotide messenger RNA. RefSeq names its product class I SAM-dependent methyltransferase. Gene Ontology annotation, molecular function: methyltransferase activity. The transcript has 6 exons. The coding region runs from base 1 to 1032 and encodes 343 amino acids. Lineage: Eukaryota; Fungi; Ascomycota; Eurotiomycetes; Eurotiales; Aspergillaceae. The record is from RefSeq and is a predicted model, not a curated record.